Arachis duranensis is the source of this 1779-nucleotide messenger RNA. Its product is annotated as UDP-glucose 6-dehydrogenase 1. Lineage: Eukaryota; Viridiplantae; Streptophyta; Magnoliopsida; Fabales; Fabaceae. The record is from RefSeq and is a predicted model, not a curated record. Gene Ontology annotation, cellular component: nucleus; cytosol. Gene Ontology annotation, biological process: glycosaminoglycan biosynthetic process. Gene Ontology annotation, molecular function: UDP-glucose 6-dehydrogenase activity; NAD binding.
CACGUUGGGGUCCCAGAACCCAGAUUUUCGUUGGGUAUAUAUAAGCUUUCUCAUGCUCUUCAAUUCUUACACAUCACCACAAAAAUCGUUCUUUUUUCUUCUUCUUCCUCUUCUGCUCUGUUUCUUAGUCAAAAGGGUCCAUUAUUCAUCUCUCAAGGCAAUUUAGAAAGAAAGAAUGGUGAAGAUUUGCUGCAUUGGUGCUGGAUAUGUUGGGGGUCCUACAAUGGCAGUCAUUGCACUGAAGUGCCCAUCCAUUGAAGUCGCCGUUGUCGAUAUCUCCAAACCUCGUAUUGCAGCCUGGAAUAGCGACCAGCUACCCAUCUAUGAGCCCGGCCUUGCCGGCAAAGCAGCCGAUUUGACCUAUUGGGAGAGCGCUGCUCGCAUGAUUGCUGAUGUCUCAAAGUCAGACAAAAUCGUUGUUGAGAAAUCCACUGUCCCUGUCAAGACAGCUGAGGCUAUAGAGAAAAUUUUGACUCACAAUAGCAAGGGAAUCAAGUUCCAGAUCCUGUCAAACCCGGAAUUCCUUGCCGAGGGAACUGCAAUUGAAGACCUUUUCAAGCCAGACCGUGUCCUUAUCGGUGGCCGGGAGACCCCAGAAGGCCAGAAAGCUCUCCAAACAUUGAAGGAAGUUUAUGCUCACUGGGUCCCUGAAGAGAGAAUCCUAACCACUAACCUGUGGUCUGCUGAGCUGUCUAAGCUUGCUGCCAAUGCCUUCUUGGCACAGAGGAUUUCAUCUGUUAAUGCAAUGUCGGCGCUUUGUGAGGCUACCGGGGCAAAUAUCCAGCAGGUGUCCUUUGCUGUGGGUACUGACACAAGAAUUGGACCCAAGUUCCUCAAUGCCAGUGUUGGAUUUGGUGGAUCCUGCUUCCAGAAGGAUAUCCUGAACCUUGUCUACAUCUGUGAGUGCAACGGCCUUCCUGAGGUGGCCGAGUACUGGAAGCAAGUCAUCAAGAUCAAUGAUUACCAGAAGAGCCGGUUCGUGAACCGUGUAGUCUCAUCAAUGUUCAACACUGUCUCAAGCAAGAAGGUUGCCAUUCUUGGAUUUGCCUUCAAGAAAGAUACCGGUGACACAAGGGAGACUCCGGCCAUUGACGUGUGCAAGGGGCUACUUGGCGACAAGGCCAACCUAAGCAUAUAUGAUCCACAGGUAACUGAGGACCAAAUCCAGAGGGAUCUGUCGAUGAACAAGUUCGAUUGGGACCAUCCGAUCCACUUGCAGCCGACUAGUCCUUCUACCGUGAAGAAAGUGAGUGUGGUUUGGGAUGCAUAUGAAGCCACAAAGGAUGCACAUGGAAUCUGCAUUCUUACUGAGUGGGAUGAGUUCAAGACCCUUGAUUACCAGAGGAUCUAUGAGAACAUGCAGAAGCCAGCAUUUGUUUUUGAUGGAAGAAACAUCGUUGAUGCUGAUAAGUUGCGUGAUAUUGGAUUCAUUGUUUACUCAAUUGGUAAGCCACUUGAUGCUUGGCUCAAGGACAUGCCUGCUGUGGUGGCAUAGGAACAAACAAGAUCAUUGAUCAAGUUUUACAAACACUGCAAUAUGGGUUAAAUUUGAGGAUUCUUUAUUAUUUUUUGUAAGAUCUAUUUUCCUUUUUUGGUUCUUUACACCUCCUUUGCUUUUUACCCAUAGUAGUUGACAUAAAAUGAGGUAUAAAUUAUGGGAAAGUAGGAGGAUCUAUGUUUAUUUUACAGAUGUUUUGCUUUGUACUCCUAUUCAUUUCUACUGCUUAUGGCUGUUAUGAAUGUAAUAGGAUUAUCAUAACUUGUUUUUGUUUUGAUUAA